Messenger RNA from Oryza sativa Japonica Group (Japanese rice), 2105 nucleotides. RefSeq names its product SNW/SKI-interacting protein B-like. Gene Ontology annotation, biological process: mRNA splicing, via spliceosome. Lineage: Eukaryota; Viridiplantae; Streptophyta; Magnoliopsida; Poales; Poaceae. The record is from RefSeq and is a predicted model, not a curated record. Gene Ontology annotation, cellular component: spliceosomal complex.
UAAUGUUUUUAAAUUUUUUCAUGACCAUUUGAGGGACAUGAAAAAAAAAAUAUGAGAACAUUCCCUCGAUGGAUCAAAAUUGUUUCCAUUUUAUUGAGGGACUUAAAAUAUUCUAGGCCAGAAUAGACUGCAACUUAUGUGCGGCCCAUGCUGUUGGGCCGGAACGGAUUAGAGUAGGCCAGAUUACUACUUACGUGCAGCCCAUAUGAUUGGGCCUGCAUGGGCCGCUGACACAGGCGCGAGCGGGUCCAACGCCACGAAGAAUUCGGAGCUCGAGUCGGUGACGGAGUCGGCGUCUCGAUCGCCUACAAGACGUCGAGGCCGAGGCGGGCCCCGGACGUCCAUCACCCACACGCGCAUCUCCGGUCGUAGUGGAUUGAUUUGCCUCGUGAUUCGUGAUGGUUCUCCGGCUGCCUGACCCCUCGCACGGCGGCGGCGCGCCGCCGCACGACCACACCGAGGACGAGUGGUUCAAGGAGCGGUACGGCGGCGGCGGCGGCGGAGGGGACGCGCCGAGGUCGUCGAGGGCGGUGAAUCCCGUGCCGCCCUACGGGAGGCGAUCGGCGCUCGCGCCUCGGAGGAAGGAGGACUUCGGCGACGGCGGCGCCUUCCCCGAGGUCCACGUCGCGCAGUACCCGCUCGACAUGGGCCGCCGCGGCGGCGACGGCGACGGGGAGCAGCGGGGGUCUUCCGGCGGCGUGCUCAGCCUCACCGUCGAUGGGAGCGGCGGCCGCGUCGAGUUCGACGCCGUCGUGAGACAGGGGGAGAACGCCGGGAAGACCGUGUACUCCAGCCCCGGCGACGUCUUGCCCAAGAUCAACGCCGCCGCCGCCGACGCCGACGAUGACGAGCAGGCGGCCGUGGAGGAGACCACGGCGCGGACGAGCGCCGCGCUGCGUGCGAUCGUCGAGAAACGCCUCUCCGCCGUGCAGCCGUCGAACACCCUGGCCAGCAACCACGACCCGGAAUUCAUCAAGUACACGCCUGCGCGGCAGACAUCGGCGUUCAACUCCGGCGCGGCGGAGAGGAUCAUCCGGAUGGGGGAGACCCAGCAGGACCCGCUCGAGCCGCCCAAGUUCAAGCACAAGCGAGUGCCCGCCCCCGCCGGGUCGCCGCCGGUGCCAGUGCUGCGCUCGCCGCCGCGGCCACCGUCGCAGAAGGACCACGACGACUGGAAGGUGCCGCCCAGCAUCUCGAGCUGGAAGAACCCCAAGGGCUACUCCAUCCCGCUCGACAAGCGUGCGGCGUUGGACGGCCGCGGCCUGCACGACGUCCAGGUGAGCGACGCCUUCGCCGCGCUCGCCGAGGCGCUGUACGCCGCCGAGCAGAAGGCCCGGGAGGCCGUCGAGACGCGCGCCAAGGUACACACCGAGAUGAAGAUGAGGGAGAAGGAGAAGGCCGAGCAGCAUCUCCUCCAGCUCGCCACGAAGGCGCGCGCGGAGAUGCUCGGCGCCGCUCCUCCGGCGCCGAGCGAGCGGUCGAAGGCGGCAGCAGAGCGCGACGCGAUACGCGAGGAGCGGAGGCGCGAGAGGCGGCUCGAGGCGAGGGCCGCCGCCGCCGCGGCGAGCAAGAAGAGCGCGGCCACCCGGGACAGGGACCGCGACGUCAGCGAGAGGAUCGCCCUGGGCAUGGCGAACACCGGCGGCGGCGGCGGCGAGGUCACCUACGACCAGCGGCUGUUCAACCAGGAGAAGGGAAUGGGCUCCGGGUUCGCCGGCGACGACCAGUACAACGUCUACUCCGGGAGGCUCUUCGCGGCGCAGCCGGCGCUGUCGACGCUCUACAAGCCGAGCAAGCACGGCGAGGAGGACCCUGACGCCUACGGCGACGCCGACGAGCACCUCGGGAAGAUUGCCAAGACACGCAGGUUCGUGCCCGACAAGGCGUUCACCGGAGCUCCGGCGAGCGUGGCCGCCGGCAAGAGGGAGAGGCCCGUCGAGUUUGACGGGCCGGAGAUGGAGGAGGAUCCGUUCCACCUUGAUCAGUUCUUGACUCAGAUGAAGAAGGGGAAGCAUCAGUGACCAACAAGAUGGUAUACUGUCCUUGUAAGCAAGAACUUUGAUCUCAUCUUCUUUGUAUUUCGUUUUGUUUGUGAAUUUUCUCAU